This is a messenger RNA of Penicillium alfredii, 870 nucleotides long. RefSeq lists its product as uncharacterized. The transcript has 2 exons. NCBI's taxonomy places the organism in Eukaryota, Fungi, Ascomycota, Eurotiomycetes, Eurotiales, Aspergillaceae. Bases 1 to 870 code for a protein of 289 amino acids. The record is from RefSeq and is a predicted model, not a curated record.
AUGGCUGAUCAAACUUCCGAUGUUCAGGAGCCGGUCGAGGAUCUCGGAUUGCCGCCGGCGGACCUGGAAUUGGUGCUGCGCCUCUUGUCGGACCCUAGCCUAUUGCUUGAGCUGUCCAGUGAAGGACCGGAGAGUGAGCCUUGUUUACCCUCUCCCCCCAAAGAGAACCGAGGUGCUAUCUCGGUCAUUUCACGUCACCACCGUCAACCUGCUCGUCGAGUCCGCCUGCCGAUCAUUGAGCCUUUUGUUUACCAGGCUGGUGAUUGUGUAGAAAGCGAGCAAGAGUUUUGCAACGAGCAAAACAGUGACCUCUGGGAAGAACCCACCACUGACUCGAGUGUGCUCAUUUCUGAACUGCUGGGGCUUCUCGAGGGCGAAUCAGCGCUUUCUCGCAACCUCAUCCCUGCGAGUCCCUUGGAGGGUGCCGCCAACGCCGGGUGCACCAGCCCGCCGAGUCCCUCCAUUUACGCUAGCGGCCCUGGUGAGACAGACUCUUUCGUUGAGUGCUUGAGACUGUCUCUGGAGCAGUCGACCCACGGUUGCUCCCAAGCCAAGUCGUACGAGCGGCUUGUGCAAGACCUGCAGCUCUCCGUUUAUGGCAAGGUCGAUAUCGGAGAGCCGCGUGAAACCAGUGGGAACUCCGACAGCCGGGUAGUUCACCAGAGCCUUUCCGAGAGUGGCCCCGACGAAACCACCUUUCUCUCACGGCCCAACACCUUCACCCUCACUCAAACCUCGCUUGCACCUUCGUCCCCCCCCCCUCUGCCAUCUCCCAAAGUCCGCCGCAAGUCCCUGCCGGGAUUUGCAUCCAAGUUUAGAUUACCCUCUCUCCAGACUCUGAAGAGCUGGCGAGCUAAGGUUAAUCUUUAG